Messenger RNA from Catharus ustulatus (Swainson's thrush), 981 nucleotides. RefSeq names its product NK2 homeobox 3 (gene NKX2-3). Gene Ontology annotation, molecular function: DNA-binding transcription factor activity, RNA polymerase II-specific; RNA polymerase II cis-regulatory region sequence-specific DNA binding. The record is from RefSeq and is a predicted model, not a curated record. Gene Ontology annotation, biological process: regulation of transcription by RNA polymerase II; cell differentiation. Gene Ontology annotation, cellular component: nucleus. Lineage: Eukaryota; Metazoa; Chordata; Aves; Passeriformes; Turdidae.
AUGAUGUUACCGAGCCCCGUCACCUCCACACCCUUCUCUGUCAAAGACAUCCUCAACCUGGAGCAGCAGCAGGACCCGCACUAUGGGGCCCAGCUCCCGCACCACCUGGAGCACCACUUCCACCCCGCUGCCUGCCUGCUGGCGGCCGCCGACGGCGCCCGCUUCUCCGACGGCGAGGAAGAAGAGGAGGAGGAAAAGCUGUCCUACCUGAGCCCCAUGGCAGCGCCCGGCAACCAGGCGGACGCGCGAAUCUCUGCCGACAACUACGUUCACGCCGUGCUGCGCGGCUCCUGCGAGGCCCCCGGCCCGGGAGAAGAGCGACCGGCGGUCCGAGACCCAAAGAGCUGUGUGCUGAAGAAGCCGCUCGAUGCAGCGGAGAAGGCGGAGGAGACGGAGAGGCCGAAGCAGCGGAGCCGGAGGAAGCCGCGCGUACUCUUCUCCCAGGCGCAGGUCUUCGAGCUGGAGCGUCGGUUCAAGCAGCAGCGUUACCUGUCGGCGCCCGAGCGGGAGCACCUCGCCAGCAGCCUCAAGCUCACCUCCACGCAGGUGAAGAUCUGGUUCCAGAACCGGCGCUACAAGUGCAAGCGGCAGCGGCAGGACAAGUCGCUGGAGCUGGGCGGCCCCGCGGCCCCGCCGCCGCCGCGCAGGGUGGCCGUGCCCGUGCUGGUCCGUGACGGCAAGCCGUGCCUCGGCGGGUCGCAGGGCUACAGCUCGGCGUACAACGGGCCCUACUCCUACAAUGGCUUCCCCGCCUACGGCUACGGCAACGCUGCCUCCUACAACCCCGGCUACGGCUGCACCUACCCGGCGGGCACCGGCGGCGCGUCCAUGCAAGCCGCCUGCAGCCCUGCGGCGGCCGCCAGCCCCUUCGUGAACGUGGGCGGCCUGGGGGGUUUCAGCGGCGGCGGCCAGCCGCUGCACCAGCCGGCGGCGGGGCCUUCCUGCGGCCAGGGCGCACUGCAGGGCAUCCGGGCCUGGUAG